Messenger RNA from Symbiodinium sp. CCMP2592, 1149 nucleotides. The record is from the annotation of a GenBank genome assembly. Lineage: Eukaryota; Dinophyceae; Suessiales; Symbiodiniaceae.
AUGGAUGUUAAUUAUGAGUCGGACGAUGAGCGCCAAUUGACACGAGACGGGCAUGGAAGGCUGCUAGAUGAUCUUGGCAGGGUUUGGCAGGAAGCUGUUUGGGAUGAUGAUUUGAGGGCAAUGAGUCCAAGCGACGUGUCAACUGUCUCGUUUCCACGGGCCGUGCAUUUUCGUGUUGAUGCACCACAUGCUCCAUGCACGACCCCCUUUCUGCCAGACCCUGUUGUGGCCGGCCCUCCGAGGACAUACAGAACGGUAGAAUGUCAUAUUCAUAUCUGUGGCUUCUUGAGGGCGAUUCUUAGCAAGAGCGCCCCGCAACAGGCCCUUUGGGCUAUUUGCCUCUACUUACCUGUCAAAGAGCGACGGGCGCUCAGCUGUUUGACCGCCAGCUUCAGGUCUGCUACCACUCGAGUUUGGAGCCAUGAUCUAGCUGCAAACGAGCAGACUCUGCUGAGAAUUGUGCGACAAGACCAGCCUGAGUUUCUGUUUAGGGCCAUCACAGAUUAUGGUGCCUGCGGGGCCUGCUUGGGAAGGGUGCUCCUACAGGCAACUGAUAGUGGUAGGCUCUACCGUCGCCACCGUUGUUGCACACUCCUUGCCAGUAUGGGUGCAGUGAUUCGGCCUGAAGAUGCUGUCAAGGUGACAGGAGGAGAUGUCGGCUACCAUGAUGGCAUUUAUGUUCGGCGAGGCACACGCGCACAUGUGGUCCGCUAUGCAGGUCAGGAUGGCGUCCUUCAGUUACAAGCUCCUGAGGCGAACGGUGUUGAGCUGUCUCACGCUUUUGAGGACACCGUGAGGCAAUCUGCGAAAGCCUGGAAGGAGCACUAUUGGUGUCAUUUUGAAGAUGGGGGCUACAAGCUAGCCCAGAUUGCCUUUUCUUCCAGCCAAGUGCCGCCCCGCGACGGGUGGUUUGGAAAGCAGGUGCCCAGCGUGGUGCCUAGCAUUCAGACGCAGCCAAUCGAACCUGGAGACUUGCUGUAUUCGGGAACGACAAGCAGCGGCCAGAUCCUGUCACGUUCGCAAGUCGAGAAAUCGUUGUACGUAAGUUACUUCAACCACCGCACUCUGCAUCUGGAUCGCAUUCCAUCGCUGCCCCCUCAGUGGCGCCCCCGAACAGGCAGGAUUCCUGCACCGGAAGUUCCACUCUGA